AUGUCUCGUUUCGUGUUGCGGCUGUUGGCGGAGGUGUCGGUCGCCUCUCUUUCCGCCUUCGCCUCGUCCCUCUCCGCGCUCCCCCCUCUCUUCUGGCAAUCGCUCCUCCUCUCCUCUGCGCUCGCCCUCUCCGCCCUCUCGCGCCUCCUCUCCCUGCCCACCGCACCCUCGCUUUUAUCACCCCCGUUACAAGCACCUCCGUCUCAGUCUCAACCCCCACCUGCUCCCGUUCAACCUGGGAUGCCGCAGCAGAGACACGAGCAGCAGCAGCAACAGCAGCAGCAGCCGCAGCAGCAGCAGCAGCAGCAGGGGGUACAGAAGGCGUCUACAGCAGCAGCAGCAGCAGCAGCAGCAGCAGCAGCAGCAGCAGCAGCAGCAGCAGGGCGGGAAGGAAAGGCUGGGGGUGAGCAUGUGAGCGUGGCAGAGCUGCAGCAGGUGGUGGGGUUGGUGCAUGCGCUCUCACGGCAUGUGGAGAAGAUCCAGCUGCACACGCGAGUCACCAGGCGCACUCUCAGAGACCCCAUGCUGCAGACAUCCAAGCUAGCAGAGGCGACAGCGCAGCAAGUACAAGGCCUUCAAGACGCCCUGGUGGCAUCUAGAAGGGAGUCGGAGGAGGUGCAGCUGCUGCUGCUGGGCGUGCAGGACCAGUCCGUGCGCCAGUUCGACCUCUUUUCUAACUCGCUGCGGCUCCUGCGCUCCCAGCAAGACGCUCUGAAAGCACAGCAGGAGACGCUAAAAUCACAGCAGGAGGUGUUGAGAGACGAGCAGGAGAGGCUUAAGGGGGAGCGGAUGGGUGUCUGGGAACAGCAGGAUGGUUCUGUGCGGUGGGAGCAGGUGGUUGAAGGCAUGCAGCAGCAGUUGUGCGCACAGCAGGACGAGCUGAAGGCGCAGCAGGAGGUGCUAUUGACGCAGCAGGAACAGGUGAGAGCGCACCUGCAGCAGGUGAGGAAUCAGCAGGAGCAGCUAGGGGCGCAGCAGGAGGAGGUGGGGGCGGAGAGGGAGCAGCUUCAGGCAGAACAGGAGGGCAUUCGGAGCGCCCAGGAGGGCUUGCUUGGGGCGCAGGAGAAGCUGCUGUCUCUGCUGGCAGCAGUUCAGCAGCGGCACGAGGACCAGCAGGGUUCUUCCUCUGCAGGGGUGUCUGCGCCGAUCGACCUCGCUUCUCUGCAGCAGAUGAGGGAGCAGCAGCAGGCGCUAGCUAAAGAGCAGGAGGCGUUAGUUAAAGAGCAGGAGAGGUUAAAUAAGGAGCAGGAGGAGGUGAAGCGGGAGCAGGAGAGGGUGGGGCGGAAGCAGAGGGAGGUGGAGCGGGAGCAGAGGCGAAUGGAGGAGUAUCAGCGGCAGCUGGCGGGAAGGCUGCUGGCGGCUGUGGUGGCUGUGGAGGAGCUGAGGAGGGAGAGCGUCUCCUUCCUCCCCAUCUGCCCCACCGGAGGCAUCGCCACCUGCAGUUGA
Molecule: messenger RNA, 1446 nt
Organism: Closterium sp. Naga37s-1
Lineage: Eukaryota; Viridiplantae; Streptophyta; Zygnematophyceae; Desmidiales; Closteriaceae
Source: the annotation of a GenBank genome assembly